Molecule: messenger RNA, 3256 nt
Organism: Emericellopsis atlantica
Lineage: Eukaryota; Fungi; Ascomycota; Sordariomycetes; Hypocreales; Bionectriaceae
Product: MAP/microtubule affinity-regulating kinase
Exons: 5
Coding region: 366-3011 (881 amino acids)
Biological process (GO): protein phosphorylation; intracellular signal transduction
Cellular component (GO): cytoplasm
Molecular function (GO): protein serine/threonine kinase activity; ATP binding
Source: RefSeq, a predicted model, not a curated record
GAUUGUGCAGAUGGACGUCGCAAUCCGCCUCAUUCUUUAUCCCCCACGAAUAUACACCUUCCUCCCCUUCUUCUUGGCUUACAGACUAUUUUCGCCAUUUGUGAUUCAUACUUGGAACGCGAACCUUCUUGCGCGAUCGUGAUUUCUCUUGUUCUGCCAUGGCGCUUUCUCCUUGCUUUCGAUGAGCACUCCUGAACCCCUAUCCCCGACGUUGUUGUAGGAUAUCACGACUUCCUCAGCUGAUCGACCGACGAACGACAAGCUCAAGACGACGAGAGCGGCCCACCAGCCCCCGAACUCUACGACUGCUCCGCGCAUUAAUUUGCAACACGGUCUGCUGACCGUGCACCGACAACGCACUAGGGAUGCAGAUCGCCAGAGGGAAGACGGUUGCAAACGGACGGAAGGCUAAAUUGGCCAAUUCGUAUCAAGAACUUCUGGACGAAUUCUCCAACAAGGAGCUCAAGUCGGUUGGGAAUUAUAAUCUUGGGCGUUUGAUUGGCAAGGGGUCGUUUGGCAAGGUCUAUCUUGCCUCACAUAAGCUCAUCAAUGGCUCCAAGGUUGUGCUCAAGUCCGCGAACAAGGAUGAUUCGAACCUCGCACGCGAGAUCCACCACCACCGUCAAUUCGUGCACCCUCACAUUGCCCGACUCUACGAGGUGAUAGUCACCGAAAGCUUGGUGUGGCUUGCUCUGGAGUACUGCCCAGGAGACGAGCUUUACAACUACCUUCUUAAGCAUGGGCCAUUGCCGAUCGCAAAGGUCCAAAAGAUUUUUGCACAGCUUGUCGGCGCGGUUGCCUACGUCCACCAGCAGUCCUGUGUACACCGCGACUUGAAACUCGAAAAUAUCUUGUUCGACAAGAACGAAAACGUCAAGCUAGUCGAUUUUGGCUUCACCCGGGAAUAUGAGGGCCGAACGAACCACCUCCAAACCUUUUGCGGAACAAUAUGUUAUGCGGCUCCAGAAAUGCUCAAAGGGGAAAAAUACGCGGGCGAGAAGGUUGACGUCUGGAGUCUAGGCAUCAUAUUGUAUGCUUUGCUGUGCGGUGAACUGCCUUUUGACGAUGACGAUGACGGCGCAACGCGCACCAAGAUCCUCACCGAGAAGCCCGCCUUCCCCGAACAUCUCCCUGCCGAUGCAGUCAGUCUGAUGGAGCAGCUGCUGUCCAAAAGACCGUUCCCGAGACCAAGUUUGCCCGACAUUCUAUCCCACCCAUUUCUUGCCGAACAUGCUCCGGCGCAACAGGCUAUCCUGGAAGUCCACCAGCCUAGCCCAUUUACCACGGGCCUGGAGAAGGAUUGCCUCCAUCGGAUGAAGGCUGCAGGCGUCGACAUUGAUAUGGUCAUAGAGAGCGUGUUGGCUCAGAAGUGCGAUGCUCUAUCGGGAUGGUGGACAUUGCUACUUGCCAAAGAACGCAGGAAGCUUGCGCGGAGGGAGAGAAAGCGCACGGAACGAGAGGCAGAGAACAAGAGCUCACGUCGCGUCUCUGCUGCAUCGAGCAGACUGGAGCGCAUGGCGCCUUCGUUGCACGAUGUCGACGAAGACGGCGGUUUGACCAGCCAUUUCAUAAGUUCGAGAAGCCGCGGCCGGAGCUCUCGACGCAGCACACAUUAUUAUACUGAUUUCAACUUCCAGGAGCUGGCGACCCAAUUUGGCGACCCGAGUGCGUGGAACGGUCUUGGGAGCCCUGACGAGAUCCCACCGACUCCGAUCGACAAGGACUCCAUCAGAUCCGCGUCAACGUCUACGCAUCGUCGUCCCGUGCCACCUCCCAAAGAGGGCAUCAUUCGAAGCGCACGCUCUCGUGGUUCCACGCUCCACUUGGUGACAACAUCCGAAGCGCUUGGCCAUAGCGGCCACCACCACCACUCCCAUACCACAACGGAGACCAAUGGUAAUCCAAAGUCCAGACGUAAACCAAGUCAAGCCAUUAUUGCGCACUGGAAGAACUGGACACACUGGAUAUUCGAAAACACGACUAAAAGACGACGAUGGCACGACAGAAAGUCAAGCCGUAGCACACCUGAUCUACACAAGAAAGAUGGAAACUCCACUGGCAAAGAUAGCAAGGCUUCAACACCUCGUCCUCAGACAAACCCAACCUCAGGCCUUCAAAAGUUCCCAGCCACUGCAGGACUGCCGAAGAACGUCGUGGCGAACGGCCAUCUAGGCAACGCGAUAGGGUCAAAGGGCAGCAGCAAAGCCGGACACGGGCAGUCCCGACAAGCCCUCCAUCCGGGGUCGGACCAUGGAACAUUGCGCACUUCCCCAGCGCAUCCACAGCUUCGGAAGCGCCAGUCUUUGUCCCCAGCGCCGUUGACGCCCACGCCUGUGACCCCUCGAUCUUCGACAAUGAGACGGUCGUCGGCCGGUCUUCGAGGCCGCAAGUCCACGUCAUCGUCAGUCUCGUCAGUACGUUCCAUGCAUCGGCACCGCCAUUCCCACUCCAAAGCUUCCUCGACUAGUUCUGCUGGAUCAGUUUCGGUAUCGAAGAACGCACAUCAUCGUGGCGCGUCCCCGCAACACUCUGUCAAGCUACUUCCCGCUACUCCAACGGCCACAUCCUUCCCUUCCAACAUCCGUCUGGUCCGCGCCGCGCCCUCGCCCUUGAACUUCUACAAUGAAGGCAUGCCUCAUAAUGAACCCGCGGUACCAGGCUCGCCAAACCCAUUCUCGUCGGGGGUCUUGUUUGCAAGACGCAAGAAGAACAUUUUCAAGGGCCCCUCGCUCAACCCCGGAGGUGUCCUGGGGAGUGGUCACAGAAGCUCCUCAGCCGGUGGCCACUCGCGUUCUGCGAGUGGAAGUGCCAUUGCUCGGCGAUCCGGAGAAGUGACCAUACAGGAGGAGGACGAAGAUCACGAAGCAGAGGCAGAAGUUGUUGAGGAGGUGGAAAACUUCACGCCUGUCAUCACACGACCGGGCGAAAUCGUCGAAGAACGCAUCAUCGAGGCGGACGAAGAACCGGAAGUUCGAAACGAUGCCAGUGCAGCUGCGAUCAAGACACCAUGAGCAGCUGCCAACCAAGUCGGUGGCAGCAGCUGAUCGCAGACGAUGACACUGUUUCGCUACUCUGGCCUUGAGCUCCAGAUGUCCCCUUGAGCGUGCUUGUCUGAUGUUCGCGACGACUUGGAUCUUUACUUGCUUUGCGGGGAUACCCCUCUGCUUCAUACUCAUCCAAUCACAGGUUCGAAUAUAAUGUAUAUAGAAACACCUUGAGAUACUUAGUUGGAUUAGUUGCCAUGUCAAUUGGCAAU